AGUCAAAGCCAGUGUAACCUAACCAUCAUGUGUAAAAGCUGAAGGGUGAUCCUUGAUCUUCCAUUAAAUUAGCCACAUCCUUCAGGGGUUUCAGUUACCAAAGAUCUAUGCACGAUAAAGUCAGACAACCCUCCUUGGUAUGUGGCCGAAUUCCUUUGGUCUCCUAUAGGUUUUGCCCUUGCAAAGAUUUUGAAGAAUUUAAGUGAAGGGACGGUAUAUUGUUUGAAUAUGUUGCAACUUCUUUUUUUAAAUGCUUUCCAUUUCAGAGUCGUCAAGACAGUCAUGCCAUUCCUGAACAUUACAACUAUGUUUAGUUUGACUUGACAAAUUCAAAUAAAAACAGACUAAAGGGGAGUUUUGCAUUUUGUGAAUAUAAGAGGCUUUUUUACCUUUAUAUUUGUUAAGCUAUAGUAGAUUCUGCUCAUGGGAUUGGGUAAAAGGUUGACCUAGAUGCUGAGGCAGUAUGUAGAGUCUUCUGUUAGCUGUCAUUUGUUCUGCAAGUGGAAUUCUCUGGAGUGUGUUGGACUCUCUUUUAAGUACCGUUGCAGCGAGCACAAAGUGCUAUUCAUAGUCCAGAUACUUGAGACACAUGGUAAAUCGAAAGCUCCUUCUUCGAUUUCCUUAAACUAUAAAUCUCUUAACUAAAAUAAUGACGAAUUCUAAACAGAAACAUUAUAAAACAACUCUGAAUUAGUUACAACCAAAAGAUGGUCUAAAUUAAAAAGAAACAUGCCCUUAUGAAUGGAGCUGCCUUUAAGUCUUUCUUGUGUACCUCCAACGUCCAGCUUGCUCAUGUUUCAUUCCAUCAAAUUCACUUGUGUGCACACAGCCCCAAAACCCCUUCUGGACAUAUUUGGUUUCAUCUAAAAACAGAGUUCAUUGUUCACUCAGAGGAUAGUGAGCACUGAGACUAGCCAGCAUGUCCCUGGAUUAUCUCCCACCCAGGUGCAUUUUAUUCAGGAGCUGAAUUAGUGGGAUGGCCCGUCUGGUCCUGCUACCUCAGCAGGUAGGACGGGCCACAGAGCUCCUCUGGAUCUCCCCUCCUGUCGGGUAGACCUGCACACUUGAGCGGGACUCCCAGCACGGAGGGCGAAAGAUGGUUUUUCUAACACCUUCAAUGAUGCAAAGGACUGCACUCUUUGUGACGCUCGGGGGUUUGGUCACUUCUCUAAUCACCACGUUCCUCCCGCUGUGGAAGACGAUGAACUCUGACCUGAACGAAGUGGAGAACUGGUACUCUGGACUCUGGCACACCUGCCUUUACACAGAGGAGGUCGGAGUUCAGUGCAAGGCCUAUGAGUCCAUCAUGGGGCUGCCGGUGGACCUGCAGAUCUCCAGGGUGCUCAUGUUAGUGUCGGUAGGCACCGGAGGUUUAGCUCUGCUGGCUGCCUUCCCCGGCCUGGAGGGGGUCGCGAUGUGCAUGGGACGGCCCGGCCUGAAGAGAAGACUCCUCAUCCUCGGUGGCGUGCUGUCGUGGGUGUCGGGUCUCGCCACCCUGGCUCCCGUCUCCCUCGUUGCCUACACAACCGUGGUGGACUUCUGGGACGAGGGUUUCCCCGACGUGGUGCCUCGCUGGGAGUAUGGAGAGGCCAUGUUCUCUGGGUGGUUCGGAGGUUUGGCUCUGGCCAUCGGAGGGACGCUCUUCUUUGUCGCUGUGUGCAUGGCGGACUACGACCAGAGGCCCGGAAGUGUGGCCGACAGCCCGCAAGCGAAGCACAGGACAAAGCAUUACCUGAAGACAGAGGUCUUGUAGAUUUCUUAUUGCCAAACGUGUCAUCUGCACACUCACGUACUUAUCAUGGAGGACAUAUGACUGCUAGGCUUAUUCUACCUGUUCUUUUCUUUAAGUUACUCUUUUUUUAGACAUUUGUUGCUGCUUCUAGUUAAUCAUGAGAUGGUCUUCAUUGAGUUUUCAGGGCAGAAUCGUCUGGUACAUUUAGUGAGUUGUUAUGUCAUCUUAUUCUUGACCAGUUAGGUCACUAUAGAUAUUUGACCACUGAUGCCCAAAUGUAUGAAAUACUAGCUGUGUUUUGGCCGGCCGUCAUUUUAUAAUUCACCCUGUAAUGAUUUAUUUCACCGCUCUGGCCUCUCUCAUCCUGGCUUUUCUCUCUGAAUGGCACGAGUCCCUCGGUAAUUCAAUUAAACUGAGUGAUAUAUCA
Gasterosteus aculeatus aculeatus (three-spined stickleback) is the source of this 2159-nucleotide messenger RNA. It is a transcript of the gene cldn26, whose product is annotated as claudin 26. NCBI's taxonomy places the organism in Eukaryota, Metazoa, Chordata, Actinopteri, Perciformes, Gasterosteidae. Gene Ontology annotation, cellular component: membrane; bicellular tight junction. The record is from RefSeq and is a predicted model, not a curated record. Gene Ontology annotation, molecular function: structural molecule activity.